UGGAAAUCUACGGUUCACCAAUCAAUCUCUACGUACAUAUCCUUAACCACUGUACGCCGCGGGCUUUAACCGUCUUUCACCUUCCUAUAUAAAUACCAUCUUCCUUUCUCUUCUUUCCUCAUCCUAUCAAUUCCAACAACUCUCCUAGUUCUCUCUCAAGACCACUCGCUCGAGGAACAAGACAAGCAAGUCCAGAUCGAUCAAAGUUCUUAUUUAACGAAGUACAUGGUUGAGUUAGGCAUUCAAAUCCCAACUACUUUUGAUCCUUUUGCGGAGGCCGAGGAAUUCGGAAGAACAGGAACCAAAGACUAUGUUCAUAUCCGAAUCCAACAGAGGAAUGGCAGGAAAAGCUUGACAACUGUUGAAGGUCUGAAACAAGAACUGAGUUCCGAUAAGAUCCUUAAGUCUCUUAAAAAGGAGUUCUGCUGUAACGGGAAUGUUGUGCACGACAAAGAGCUGGGCAAAAUCAUUCAAUUACAAGGUGAUCAGCGGAAGAAAGUAGCACACUUCCUUGUUAAUGCUGGAAUAGUGAAGAAAGAGCAAAUCAAGAUUCAUGGUUUUUGAGUGGUUUUAGGGAUGUCAUGUCUUUUGAUUUUAAUACCUCUGGUGUGUGGGAAGAACCCUAAUGGAAUAUGAUGUUGGAGUUUCAGUUUCAUUUAUAAUAAAUAAUGGUCAUUUAUUUGCUUUCAA
Gossypium arboreum is the source of this 690-nucleotide messenger RNA. Its product is annotated as protein translation factor SUI1 homolog. The record is from RefSeq and is a predicted model, not a curated record. The transcript is spliced from 2 exons. Gene Ontology annotation, biological process: translational initiation. NCBI's taxonomy places the organism in Eukaryota, Viridiplantae, Streptophyta, Magnoliopsida, Malvales, Malvaceae. Gene Ontology annotation, molecular function: translation initiation factor activity; RNA binding. Bases 226 to 564 code for a protein of 112 amino acids.